AGAGCAUUCUGGGUAGAGGUGAAAGGCCAGAGCCAGAAAGACACAAGCUUCCCCAGAAAGCUUCCCAAGGAAAAUGGGCACCAGGAGCCAAGUUAUUACCUGCAAGGCAGCUGUUGCCUGGGAAACCGGCAGUCCCCUUUGCAUUGAGGAAAUUCAAGUGUCUCCUCCAAGGGCUCAUGAAGUUCGAAUUCAGGUAAUCACCACAUGUGUGUGCCCUACUGACAUCAGUGCUACCAAUCCUAAGAAGAAAGCUCUCUUCCCAGUAGUCCUUGGCCAUGAAUGUGCAGGAAUUGUAGAAAGUGUUGGACCAGGAGUGACCAACUUCAAACCAGGGGACAAAGUAAUCCCAUUCUUCGCACCACAGUGUCAAAAAUGCAAAUUCUGUCUGAGUCCUCUCACAAACCUCUGUGGGAAACUUCGAAACUUUAAAUACCCCACCAUUGAUCAAGAGCUCAUGGAAGACAAAACCAGUAGGUUUACCUGUAAAGGAAAACCAAUUUACCAUUUCAUGGGAGUCAGCUCAUUCUCUCAGUACACUGUGGUUUCAAAAGACAAUCUUGCCAGAGUCGAUGAUGAGGCAAACUUGGAGAGAGUUUGUCUGAUUGGAUGUGGGUUCUCAUCAGGCUACGGGGCUGCCAUCAACACUGCCAAGGUCACCCCUGGUUCCACUUGUGCUGUCUUUGGUCUUGGGUGUGUAGGUCUUUCUGCUAUAAUUGGAUGUAAAGCAGCAGGUGCUUCCAGAAUCAUAGCGAUUGACAUCAACAGUGAGAAGUUUUCAAAAGCCAAGUCCCUGGGAGCCACUGACUGCCUUAAUCCCAGAGACCUAGAUAAACUGGUGCAGGAUGCCAUCACUGAACUGACCAGUGGAGGUGUGGAUUUCUCCCUUGACUGUGCAGGAACAGCCGAGACCUUGAAAGCAGCCGUGGACUGCACAGUAAUAGGCUGGGGAUCGUGCACUGUAGUUGGAGCAAAGUCUGACGAAAUGAAUAUAUCCACCGUGGACGUUAUAAUGGGCCGUUCUAUAAAUGGAACAUUCUUUGGUGGUUGGAAAAGUGUAGAUUCUGUCCCAAACCUGGUUACUGACUACAAGAAUAAGAAAUUCAAUCUGGACUCAUUGGUGACCCAUGCCUUACCAUUUGACAAAAUCAAUGAAGCAACUGACCUGUUGAACCAAGGAAAAAGCUAACAACUAAGCAGAGGUCUCUUCUGACUCUCUAUCAAAAUCACCAGAUGUGUUUAACAGAUGAAGUUACUGCUUUUUGGAAUAAAAGAAAGGCUUCCGUUUCUGUAGUGCAUCGUGUUAUACGCUAUGCUGCAUACGGCAGUGGAAAGGGAACACUGAUAGACAGCUUCCCGUUCACAAAUAAUUGUUAACUCAAACCAGUUAUUCCCUAGAAGGAAAGAUUUCUAUAGGAUAAUGGUAGGUUCCUCUGGUCCCAUGUGCACAGGUCUAGAACCAUUUUCUGUGAUUUGACAUGGUCAGAUCCCUAUUCAGCCACUGAAAUAUGAGCAGAGAGUGGCAGGUAUAUACAGGUACUUCAACUCUCUACUUCCUUUGUUCCAGGGCUCCUGUAGGAUCCCUAACCCAACAAUGUUAGCUGUACUAUGCAUCUCAGUAUUGGUUACUACAUAUUCAUUUAUAGCAAUGUUCCAUCAAGGGAGCUGGGGACUGUGUAAGACUGGGAUUAAUUAUGUUAGUCAAUUUACAGCGUUUACUGAUAGAAGCAAAACAUGACUACUGUGAACAAUGAUAUUUAGAAGAGAAAUGGGACAAAGAUCUUAAGAGAUGUGGCAAAAAAAAAAAAAAAAAAAAAAGAGGAGGGAUAAAGUGGAGGAGCCUAAAUUAAAGUGAAGGUGAUGGACUUGGAAACACAGAAUGUCACAGAAAAACAAAAUGAAUCCAUGGGGUAAAGACCCAGGUUAUUUAAUGGAGAAGAAACCUGAGAAAAUAUCCCACUGACAUGUACUUUCCCAAAUUACAAACACAUUAGCUACAGCAUAAAAAAGUCCAAGAAAGACAGAAGAAAAAGUGUUUCUUUCUAAAGCUAUAUUAUGUAAACACAGCAGACAAACCCUGUAAUAUCGCAGACAACUCGUCAUGCCCACAGUCAAUAUUCCUCAGGUUAGCUGUUUGGGGAGUGGGGUUGGGAAGCUUGAGAAUCCGGAGUUUGUGGUUUCUCCCUACAACCUUUUCCCAUGAAGUUCUCAGCUGCAGGAUAGACCCACAAUGAAUGCUAAGUGGCAGCGGCCAAGUGAAAUAUCACGCUGUAGUGAGCAGAUGGACAAAUCUCCCAUAAUCCACAGAAGUUCCUAAGUAAUUAAUGAUCAAGCGGGAUCUUAGGGGUUGGUCUACCUGAGGCGAGUGUCAUACUCCCCUCAUGGCCCUGAGGGAACCACCUACCUAUCUACAAAUGGACAAGUGGCCUUUACCACUUAGGUACAGGAAACACGUCAGAGGGAAAGUCCUCCUGCCUUUCUAACUACAUAGGCAAAAAGGAGUAAAGAGAAGUCAAGGGAACGCAGUGGCUCACUGCAUAGCACAUGAAACCUCCAUUAUCCAGGUAGAAAACAUUUAGGCAUGGCGCCCUGCAUAUGCCAGCAUUCUUUGGCUACUGCUGUGUUGUCUGAGAUAGGGUUUCUGUCUGUGUUUACACUCAUCGGGAUGACUCAGGUUUGCCAUCAUUGGAGUUUUCAGAAAGCGGCAUCCCAUCAUAUCAACCUCUCUCUCCUUUGAUGUCCAAUUUUUCCAAGAGUGGUGACUUCCCAGCACUAAGGCCUCUUUCCUCAGCUGGCAUGCCUUCAUUCUCAAUAGCACCACCAGCAACAAGGGACUUACUCUGUCAUGUCAAAAUCCCCAAUCCACCCCCCCCAAGUUAGUAACAGUGUCACAAAUAUUAUUAAUGCCAUGAGUGGAGAAAGAUGACAAAAUAGAAGAAAUUAUUCUUAACAUUGUGGGCAUCUCCUAAAGGGAAGAGCUGGACAAGAAGGGGGUGGGAUGAGUAUGAUCCAAGAACAGUGAAUACAUGCCUUAAAAUAGCAUAAUCAACUGCACAUAAAUUGCGCAGGUUAAUUUUUAGUAGGUGUCUCUAAAGAAAGAUUAGCUCAAAUUCUGAAGUGAAAAGAAAAACAACCUGUUGACUUUGGAUAAAAUGUUCAGAUAAAUAGUAUUUAUUCUAUUAUUAUUAUUAUUAUUAUUAUUAUUAUUAU
Psammomys obesus (fat sand rat) is the source of this 3207-nucleotide messenger RNA. RefSeq names its product alcohol dehydrogenase 4 (class II), pi polypeptide (gene Adh4). Gene Ontology annotation, cellular component: cytosol. The transcript has 9 exons. Bases 74 to 1186 code for a protein of 370 amino acids. Gene Ontology annotation, molecular function: S-(hydroxymethyl)glutathione dehydrogenase [NAD(P)+] activity; zinc ion binding. Lineage: Eukaryota; Metazoa; Chordata; Mammalia; Rodentia; Muridae. The record is from RefSeq and is a predicted model, not a curated record. Gene Ontology annotation, biological process: formaldehyde catabolic process.